This is a messenger RNA of Paecilomyces variotii, 879 nucleotides long. Its product is annotated as putative 1-acylglycerol-3-phosphate acyltransferase. Gene Ontology annotation, biological process: phosphatidic acid biosynthetic process. NCBI's taxonomy places the organism in Eukaryota, Fungi, Ascomycota, Eurotiomycetes, Eurotiales, Thermoascaceae. The transcript has 2 exons. The record is from RefSeq and is a predicted model, not a curated record. Gene Ontology annotation, cellular component: endoplasmic reticulum; membrane. Gene Ontology annotation, molecular function: 1-acylglycerol-3-phosphate O-acyltransferase activity. The coding region runs from base 1 to 879 and encodes 292 amino acids.
AUGUCCGUCUUAAGCUACGUCGUCUCAGGCAUUGCCUCGUAUGUCGUCGUGACGCUGUCCUUUUUCGCUGCUUCCGUGAAGAUUCCCCAUGCCGGGUUCGCAGCUCGCUGUUUGGCCUCUUACGGCUCUCUGCUCGUAUGCGCUAGUUACGGUGUCGUUGCUUCCAUUGUUCUCCGUGUUGCUGGAUAUGGACGGAUAUCGCAAUGGGCUACCGCGCGUAGCUUUAAGUGGGUGAUGCGCUAUACCACUGGAGUGCAAUUCGACAUCAUUGAAGGAAAAGAAUAUCUGUCAACUCGGCCCGCGGUGUUCAUCGGAAACCACCAGACUGAGCUGGACGUCCUCAUGCUGGGAGCCAUUUUCCCACCGUACUGCAGUGUGACAGCGAAGAAGUCGCUCAAAAACAUACCUUUCCUGGGAUGGUUCAUGGCUCUGUCGGGAACGGUCUUCAUUGACCGCGCCAACCGCGAGACGGCAGUGAAGGCGUUCGAUGGUGCGGCCAAGGAGAUGCAGGUGCAUAAGCAGAGCGUCUUUAUCUUCCCGGAGGGAACCCGCAGCUAUUCGGACAAGCCAGAACUCCUGCCAUUUAAGAAGGGUGCUUUCCACCUGGCUGUCAAGGCUCAGGUUGAUAUUGUGCCUGUGGUGGUGGAGAACUACUCGCAUGUUCUGAGCCCUCGAAACCUGAGAUUCAACUCCGGUACUAUCAAAGUUAAAGUUCUGCCUCCGAUCAGCACAAAGGGAUUGACCCCGGCAGACGUCGACAGUCUCGCCAACAACACACGCCAGACGAUGCUGAAGACGCUGGCUGAAAUGUCGCACAAGGAUGAACAGGAGGUCGACUCCAGGCCACACAACGCUAGUUCUACCGCUGUUGAAAUCUAA